AAACUAAGCCGCCAGUCGAACAUUUGUCCAACAUUUCAACUGUGCACGAAUAAUGUUUUGGAAGAUGGUAGGUUCUGCUCUGCUUUUCCAAAGACGUAUCUCUCCUUCUUGUACCUCCUUGAGUUCACUGCAUUUCACCAGUUCAUGAAGAUGGGAGGGACUGGCAAGGCCAUCCGACGUUCCAUCGUACUCCUCCUCCUCCUGCUGAUUCUUCGGCAUAGCAGGGGCCAGGAUCCAUACUACAGCUGCCCAGGCAACGCGACGUACGCAACUAACAGCACCUACCAAGCCAACCUGGAGAGUCUGAUCUCCUCCUUGGCAGCAACCGCCUUCUUCAACAAUGGCUUCAGCAGGGAAUACAAGGGGAGCUUCCCGGACCAACUCAUGGGCCUUGCCCUCUGCCGGGGAGACGCCACUCCCGAUGAUUGCCGGAACUGCAUAGCCGUUGCCGGGAGACUAACUCUCCAGAUCUGCGCCAACAAGAAAUCAGCUGUCCUGUGGACGGUCCACUGCCUCCUGCGCUACUCCAACGAAUCUUUCUUUGGUCUCGUUGAUUCACAGAACGAGAUGACUCUAAUGAACACUGACCCUCUCCGUACCCCAAAAGCGUUCGAUCAACAGGUUGUUUCACUGCUGCGCAACCUCACACAAUCGGCCACUAGAUCGAACGGGUCGAGUCUCAUGUAUAACACGGGCAGCAUCACCUAUACAAACUCCAGUUCCUCCACGACCGUCUACGGAUUAGUACAAUGCACGAGAGACCUGUCACUCCAAGACUGCAAUUAUUGCCUGAUGAACGGAGUGGCUUCUCUCUCUAAAUGUUGCAGUCACAGUUUGGGCGCUCGGUUUUUAACAGGAAGCUGUAUUGUGAGACGUGAGACGUAUCCUCUAAGCACUAGUGCGGCGUCUGUUUCUUCACCGGCAGCACCACCAUCUACCGAUAAUGAAACAUCUCAUGGGAGGCGAUGGGCAAAGCUGCUGGUUGGGAUUGGGGUGUCUUUCUUGGUGGCAACUCUGUGCGCGCACUGUGUCUUGUACAUACUUUAUCGGAGGAGGCACAGGGAUGGAUGGACAAAAGCGGGCAAUUUCCAAGGUGAGGAAGAAAAGGGAAGUGGGGAGCCCUUGAUUUUUGACCUGGCUUCUCUGAAAGCUGCUACACAAGAUUUUGCAGAAGAAAAUAAGCUCGGAGAAGGCGGAUUCGGUCCUGUCUACAAGGGAAUGCUGCCCAAUGGCGAAGAAAUUGCCGUAAAAAGGCUGUCCAAGAGUUCCGCACAAGGAGCCUCGGAAUUCAAGAACGAGGUGCAAUUGAUUGCAAAACUUCAGCACAGGAAUUUGGUUAGGCUUCGGGGUUGUUGUUUAGAAGGAGGAGAAAAGAUGCUCAUCUAUGAAUACGUCCAUAACAGAAGCCUUGAUACUGUUUUAUUCGGGAAGAGAACGGUAGGCAAGCAACUGGAUUGGGGAACACGAUUUAAGAUCAUACUGGGAAUUGCGAGGGGACUUGUCUAUCUCCAUGAAGACUCAAUGCCCAAGGUCAUUCACAGGGAUCUCAAGGCAAGCAACAUCCUGUUGGAUAAGGAAUUGAAUCCAAAGAUUUCAGACUUUGGGACAGCAAAGAUUGUUGGAGUGGAUCAAACCAGGGGAAACACGAGCCGAAUUGCAGGAACAUAUGGAUAUAUGUCGCCCGAGUAUGCAAUGCAGGGACGAUUCUCUACUAGAUCAGAUGCUUUCAGUUUCGGCGUGUUGCUGCUGGAGAUCGUAAGCGGGCGCAGUAACAAUUCUUUCUACCAAUCUGAUCGUUGUCAAGAUCUUUCAGCCUAUGCGUGGAGUCUUUGGAAUGAAAACAGAGCACUGGAGAUGGUGGAUGAGGCAUUAUUGGGUUCACUGCAGGGAAGCGAGGCGCUGAGAUGCAUCCAUGUGGGCUUGUUAUGCGUUCAAGAAGAUGCAGAGGCGAGGCCAACAAUGUCGGCGGUCGUUCUCAUGCUCAGUUACGCAUCGACGGUCCUCCCUCUCCCCCUCCCUCCCGCCUUCUGGUUUGCCAUGAAAGGCACUGCCGAAACAGACAUCUCAAUCGGCGAGUCUGAGGUGGGUGCGGCUGGGUCAGCUCAGUCUACUCCUGGCAAUGCCACCUUCAGUGUAUGGGGCGACCCACCAGGACCAAAAACCUCCGUGAACUAACGACUUAAUGCCAGUCCUUCUAGUUUUCUUCCUUAACCUGGGCUUGCAUUUAGACUCGUAAAGGAACCAAGACCACUUCAUACAAUUAUGGUUUGGUAAGUGACUUCCAAUCGCCACCAAGGAGGUUCAGCAACAUCAUUUCGAGUUUAUGGGGUAUAGAUAUCUGCCAUUUUUCGAGCUUAUGUGUAUGUGUGUGGAGGGUGUGCGUGCCUGCGUACGUGUUUUACACGGGUUCUCUAGUUUUGUCCCACGAAAAAUGGGUAGCUGUGGUUUUAGUGGCCUGUUUAUCUCCUGUGUCGACGUUGUUCUCUGCUUCGAGCAUAUUGUGAUUACGCACAAAACUUUUUGUUACUCUUGAAAAACAAAACAGAGUUCGAAGUUGCAUGCAACACAUUUUUAAAUUUCCAAA
Molecule: messenger RNA, 2584 nt
Organism: Nymphaea colorata (pocket water lily)
Lineage: Eukaryota; Viridiplantae; Streptophyta; Magnoliopsida; Nymphaeales; Nymphaeaceae
Product: cysteine-rich receptor-like protein kinase 10
Exons: 7
Coding region: 145-2175 (676 amino acids)
Biological process (GO): protein phosphorylation
Molecular function (GO): protein kinase activity; ATP binding
Source: RefSeq, a predicted model, not a curated record